This is a messenger RNA of Rotaria sp. Silwood1, 807 nucleotides long. The record is from the annotation of a GenBank genome assembly. NCBI's taxonomy places the organism in Eukaryota, Metazoa, Rotifera, Eurotatoria, Philodinida, Philodinidae.
AUGAGUGAUGAGCUAAUGGCAGCUGUAGUACCAGAUAUUUCAAAUAAACAUAAAAAUGAAAUAACGAAUGAAACUGGUGAUUCAUCAGAAUCAAUUGAUCAACCUCCAUUAAAAAAAAGUACAUCGAAUGUACCAAUAACACUUAAUAUUCGUUAUAAAACACAAACAUUUUCUGUUCAAUGUGAUUUAUAUGAUACAUUAAAAGAUCUUAAAGAUAAACUUGAUAAAUUAACAAAUGUUGAUCCUGAAGUACAAAAAUUAGUUAAUAAAUCCAUAACAAGUGUUAAACGAGAUGAUGUAACAACAACAUUAAAAGAUUUAAAUUUAACUGAUGGUCAAACAUUAUUAUUAAUUGGUGCAACACGGUCAGAAAUAUUCUCAGCUUCGGAAUUAAAAAACAGUGCAGCAGGAAAUAAAAGUUCUGUGGAAGAUAAUGCAUCGGCAACAAAUAAAAAAGAACCUUUAUGUAAACCAGAGAAUGCACAAAUUGGUAUUAAAAAUAAAAACGAUCCAUUACCACCAUCGAUUGAUGGUUUAUACAUGUCAAUGUUAAAUCAAACAGCUAAAAAAGCACGAUUAACAUUUAAACUUGAAGCGGAUGAAUUAUGGAUUAAUACAGCGGAAACAACAAAAAAAAUACCCAUGACACAUAUUCGUAAUAUUGUUGAUGAGACAAUCGAAGGCAAUGAAGGUUAUUCAAUAGUUGGUUUUCAAACGGGUACAACAGAAAAUUCCAUCAUAUGGAUUUAUUGGUGUCCAUCGCAAUAUGUUAAAUCCAUUCGUCGAGAAAUUCUUUCGGACAAUUAA